UUGUGCACCAUAAAAAUCCCAUACCUUUCAGGAUCACUAGUAGGACCUGCUCUCCUUUACACAAGAUCAAUCUUCUAAAGAAGAAAAAUGCAGAACUUUAGUGCUCAUAACAAGAGAAUAUUUAGAACAUACUCAGAUGAUCUAAGCAUCUUAAAACCAACAUUUUACACUAGUGCUGGGAAAGGGGGAUUCUAUUCUAAGGAAUUCCUCGGAUCUACCGCUGCACAAAUGGAGACUGGAGUUGGAAAUGAAAAAAUUACCAUGCAAAUACUAAAUGACCGCCUCGCCACCUAUCUAGAGAAGGUCAGGAGCUUGGAGAAUACCAACAGUGAGCUGGAGUUGAAAAUUUGCCAGUUUCUAGAGAAAAAAGGUCCAGACGCUCAGGACUAUAGUCACUACCAAGUCACCCUUGAUAAACUACGCAAAGAGAUCCUUGAGAUGACCUUAAGUUGUGCAAAAGUGGCUCUUCAAAUGGACAAUGCCAAGCUGGCUGCUGAAGACUACAGGCUCAAGUUUGAACAUGAACUUCACCUAAAACAAAGUGUUGAAGCAGACAUUCAUGCACUGAGAAAAAUGCUGGAUGACACCAAUUUGACGCGACUGCAUCUUGAAAAUGAAGUUGAAGCAUUGACAGGGGAGCUCAUCAAUCUGAAGAAACAUCACCAACUGGAAGUGUUAGAAUUGCAUAAUCAGAUCACCCAGACAGGGGUGCAGGUGGAUGUUGAUGCUCCGAAGGGACACGAUCUGACUGCAAUUAUGGAGGGGAUGAGAGCCAAGUAUGAAAAUAUUACCCUAAAGAACCAGGAGGAGCUCAAGGCCUGGCAUGAAUCAAAAAUCACGGAGGUGCAGGUUCAAGUUACUGAGAACACGUCAGCAUUGAAGGAAGCCAACACACAUGUCAGCAAGAGCCGCAGGAAGAUGCAGUCACUGGAGAUAGAGCUGCAGUCUGUGACUGGAACUAGAGCAUCUCUUGAAGAAGCCAUUCGGGAAAUGGGGCUGCGAUAUGGCAUGCAGGUGGAGCAGUACAAUGCCAUCAUUGUAAUGAGAGAGGCUGAACUUAGACAGCUGCGCAAGGACAUUCAAAAUCAAAAACAGGACUAUCAGGCCCUGUUCAACAUCAAGAUGAAGCUGGAAGCUGAAAUAGCCACCUAUAGGAGACUCUUGGAUGGAGAAGACAUACAAUUCCUGACUGAAGAGCAGAAUAAGAUUAAAGUAACCACCAUCACCCAGACACUGGUGGAUGGGAAAGUAGUAUCCACAAGCUCUGAAACUAAGGAAAACACAGUCUAAACCCAAACCAGACCAUUGUUGUUCAUGAAUGAUAACAGUACAAGACAAAUACCUCAUGAGCCGAUGCUAACAACAGCAUGAAUACUUUUGAAUUAAUUGUUAAUUACAUAUAAUCACUGUCCUCUAUGUACUGUUUCAAUGCCAGUCUUCAGCGAUAAUUAGGUUCCAAAUAAAGCGUUGUAAAUGAGUGAUUCAAGAUUAAAGUCCUUCAUAUUUGAUUUUACUAUGUGAUAACAAUUCAAAUGCCCCUUACUGUGCUAUUGUACUCUUGUAUUCUGCUUCAGUAAUCCUGUUGGGUUUUUGAAACAACAGUUUUUCGGUAGUAUUUCGGUUGUAUUAUUUUUCAUGUUGAUGGAAAGCCACAGCUCUCAUAAUUCAAACCAUACAGUGAAUGUCUCUCUUCAGUCAACCUUGUGUUUGAACAUUUUUCAUGUCAAAAAUUCAGCUCAAUGUAAUGACAAAUUAUGGCAAAUUGGACCUUUAGGGUCUAAUAACAUUGUGAACAUGCCAGUACAAUAAAAUGCAACUCUAAGCAGUGGUGCACCAUUCCAUUCUCUAUUCACAAGGACAUUUGCUAAUCAUAAUACCUGAAAGAGUAGUGACAACAUAAUUAAGGCUUUAUUGUGAUUCACA
Molecule: messenger RNA, 1923 nt
Organism: Myxocyprinus asiaticus (Chinese sucker)
Lineage: Eukaryota; Metazoa; Chordata; Actinopteri; Cypriniformes; Catostomidae
Gene: krt18a.2
Product: keratin 18a, tandem duplicate 2
Exons: 7
Coding region: 88-1290 (400 amino acids)
Biological process (GO): intermediate filament cytoskeleton organization
Cellular component (GO): keratin filament
Molecular function (GO): structural molecule activity
Source: RefSeq, a predicted model, not a curated record